Molecule: messenger RNA, 891 nt
Organism: Echinops telfairi (small Madagascar hedgehog)
Lineage: Eukaryota; Metazoa; Chordata; Mammalia; Afrosoricida; Tenrecidae
Product: olfactory receptor 51F2-like
Biological process (GO): G protein-coupled receptor signaling pathway
Cellular component (GO): membrane
Molecular function (GO): G protein-coupled receptor activity; olfactory receptor activity
Source: RefSeq, a predicted model, not a curated record
AUGACAGUCAAUCGUGCCUGGAUCUCCAUUCCCUUCUGCUUUCUCUAUGGAACUGCCCUCUCAGGAAACGGCCUGAUUCUCUUUGCCAUUAUCUCUCAGCCCAGCCUCCAUGAACCCAUGUACUAUUUCCUGUCCAUGCUCUCCACCACUGACCUUGGGCUGUCCAUCUCCACCCUGGUCACCAUGUUGGGAAUAUUCUGGUUCAAUGCCACGGAGAUCAGCUUCAAUGCCUGCUUGUCACAGAUGUUCUUCAUUCAGCUGUUCACUGUCAUGGAAUCCUCAGUGCUGUUGGCCAUGGCCUUUGAUCGUUUUGUGGCCAUUUCUAAACCUCUUAGGUAUGCCACCAUUUUAACUGACCUGAAAAUAGCCCAGAUUGGAGUAGCAAUUGUCAGCAGGGGCACACUAAUCCAGGCUCCUUUGGUGGUACUUCUGAAAAGAUUGUCCUUCUGUGGUAGCCAUGUGCUCCAUCACUCAUACUGCUUUCACCCUGACCUGAUAAUGCUUUCUUGCACAGAUACCAGGAUCAACAGUGCAGUUGGUUUGUUUGCCCUGAUACGCACUGCUGGGGUGGACUUCAUUUUCUUCACCCUUUCAUAUGUUUUGAUCAUUAAGACUGUUCUCAGCAUUGCGUCCCCAGAAGAAAGGAAGAAGGCUUUCAGCACAUGUAUCUCCCAUAUUGGGGCUGUGGCUGUAUUCUAUAUCCCAUUGCUUAGUCUGUCCUUUGUCCACAGAUUUGGGAAGCGAGCUCCACCCUAUGUACAUACUCUAAUUGCCAAUGCCUACCUGCUAAUCCCCCCUGUGAUGAACCCCAUUAUUUAUAGUGUGAAGACCAAACAGACACGCCAGGCUGUUGUAAAAGUUCUCAAUCUCAAGGUGCCAAUUAACUUAUAA